GCACCUUCCCCCUUGGAUUUUUCUUCUCCCCCUUAGCUGGACCCCUGGCAGCUCCUUCCUUAAGGUGGGAUGGAUAGCAGGGUCCCUGGUGCAACUAGCAAUGGAAAGACAAUACCAACUUAUUCAGUCGUGGAAAAGGAGAAAGAGGAGGAGGAAGAGGAAGGCACACUAGAGCGGGGUCACUGGAACAACAAGUUGGAAUAUGUGCUAUCUGUAGCUGGGGAAAUCAUUGGGCUGGGCAAUGUCUGGAGGUUCCCCUAUCUCUGCUACAAGAAUGGGGGAGGUGCCUUUUUCAUACCCUACCUCAUCUUCCUCUUCACCUGUGGCAUUCCUGUUUUCCUCCUGGAGACGGCACUGGGUCAGUAUACCAGCCAGGGAGGUGUCACAGCCUGGAGAAAGAUCUGUCCUAUCUUUGAAGGCAUUGGUUAUGCCUCCCAGGUGAUUGUCAUUCUCCUCAACUUUUAUUACAUCAUAGUUUUGGCCUGGGCUUUCUUCUACCUCUUCAGCUCUUUCACCAUCGACCUUCCCUGGGGCAGCUGUGACCAUGAGUGGAACACAGAGCACUGUGUGGAGUUCCAGAGGACCAAUGGCUCCCUGAAUGUGACAGCUGAGAAUGCUACCUCUCCUGUCAUUGAGUUUUGGGAGAGGCGGGUCCUGAAAAUCUCCGAAGGGAUCCAGCACCUGGGGAGCCUGCGCUGGGAGCUGGCCCUGUGCCUUCUGCUCGCCUGGAUUAUCUGCUACUUCUGCAUUUGGAAAGGAGUCAAAUCUACAGGCAAAGUAGUAUACUUCACAGCCACGUUUCCAUACCUCAUGCUGGUGGUCCUGUUAAUCCGAGGGGUGACUCUACCUGGUGCUGCCCAGGGGAUCCAGUUCUACCUGUACCCAAAUCUCACUCGUCUCUGGGAUCCCCAGGUAUGGAUGGAUGCAGGUACCCAAAUCUUCUUCUCCUAUGCCAUCUGUCUGGGGUGUCUGACAGCUUUGGGCAGCUACAACAAGUACCACAACAACUGUUACAGGGACUGCAUCUCACUGUGCUUCCUGAACAGUGGCACCAGCUUUGUGGCUGGUUUUGCUAUUUUCUCCAUUCUGGGCUUUAUGUCUCAGGAGCAGGGGGUACCCAUCUCUGAGGUGGCCGAGUCAGGCCCUGGAUUGGCAUUCAUCGCUUACCCCAGGGCUGUGGUGAUGCUGCCCUUCUCUCCACUUUGGGCGUGCUGUUUCUUCCUCAUGGUUGUGCUGCUUGGGCUGGAUAGUCAGUUUGUGUGUGUGGAGAGCCUGGUGACGGCCUUGGUGGACAUGUACCCCAACAUACUUCGAAAGAAGAACCGACGGGAAACUCUUAUCCUGGUGAUUUCUGUCCUUUCCUACCUCAUCGGGCUGAUCAUGCUCACUGAGGGUGGAAUGUAUGUGUUUCAGCUGUUUGACUACUAUGCGGCCAGCGGCAUGUGCCUCUUAUUUGUAGCCAUUUUUGAGACACUGUGUGUGGCCUGGGUAUAUGGAGCUGAGAGAUUCUAUGAUAAUAUUGAAGACAUGAUUGGCUAUCGGCCAUGGCCUGUUAUCAAAUAUUGUUGGAUAUUCCUCACUCCAGCUGUAUGCACAGCCACUUUCCUUUUUUCUCUGGCCAAGUACACCCCACUGACCUACAAUAAGAAGUAUACUUACCCAUGGUGGGGAGAUGCUCUGGGCUGGCUCCUGGCAUUGUCCUCCAUGGUCUGCAUCCCUGCCUGGAGUGGUUACAAACUGACAACUCUCAAAGGCUCCCUGAGAGAGAGACUCCGCCAGCUCAUCUGCCCAGAAGAAGACCUGCCCCAGCGGCUGUGUACAGCACCCCCCACUCCCUCCACUACUCGGGCAGCACUCCUCAGGCUCACAGAACUUGAGUCCCACUGCUAGAGACCAACUGAGUCUGUGACACUGCUGGUUUUCCGUACAUUCAGCUCCUUGCCCUGUCCUUGAUAUGGCUGCAGAGAGGAGCAGACAAAAUUGCCGUACCUUUUUGAGAGGAAGGAACUUUCUAACCAUACCCAAUUCCAUCUCAUCCCAGAAUCACAGACAAAAAAACUCCUGGGGAUGUUUUGUACUAUUCCUUCUGGGCUGGAGGUCUCCUAUUCCCAAGUUUGUGUCUUAUGGGAGAGGAAAGAACUGAGUGCAAAUUAAGUCUUCAACUACUUAAGGGAGGGGAUCCUUUUUGGGGAAAGAAUAGGGUGGAAUGGAUAGAAAGGUUAAAAAAAAGGCCCCUCUCCUUUCAUUCCAUUAAAUUCACAUUCUUUGCACUGGUCCUCCUGCAAAAGUUCAACUUUGUCUCUGUUUCUUUGUCCCUCUAUUCUGUCCCCCUGAUUUCCUUACUUCAUGAUGCUAUCUCUUUCCUCCCUCCUCCCUACUUCAUGGAACAUGUAAAAAACAGGAAGGAGCUAUUCAGGAUUUAUGAGGUCUCACAGUCCCCAUGACCUUCAUCACAAAACAAGAGCUGAGUAUUUCUGUUAUGUCUCCUUUAUAUAUUAAGCAUUGUUUCAUCUACACUGAAAUUUAAGAAUCUUUCCCUUUCUUUGAUUGUCCUCUUUUUUUUCUUAACACUUAAAAAAGCCUGGGGACACAAAGAAUCAUCAGACAGAAGAUAUGGUCUGUGUCCUUGAGGAAUUUUCAAUCUAGUUGGGGAGAUAUGACAGAUACUCCAGCAUGAAGUUAGCAUGAUAGAAGGAGAAAGCUUUGGAAACCUGGGUUCCAGACUCAGCCGCUCCUGCCUUUUUCUCUCUAACUCCACUCAUCCCCCUCUCCCUACCUCAGUUUUCCUUCAUGGAGCUUUUAUAAGAGAGAUAUAUGAGGAGUUUAUGAGGUUUCAUAUUUCCUAUGAUUAGAUUAGGCGGAUGGAUUGAUGAAUGGAAGACACAUGUUGGAGUGUUCCAUCACCACAAUCUUGAACAGAGGAAACCCUUUUCUCUCUAUUCUUCCCUUAAAGUCUCCUUAUUCCUUUGUAAAGGGGGAGGUUCUGACAGAAGAAUUACUGGGUAAGAGAAGGAUUGAUCCUAAUACAGGGAAAGUAAAAAGAAAGGCAGCUGGCUUUCUUUGGCAUCUCAUUAACCUUUCCAUCCACAUUUACCAAGUGCUUGCUAUGUCCUAUGUAGGCAGAAUCUUGGAAUCACAUAGAACCUUAGAAAAUAUCUAGUCCAACUUUCUGUACAACAUUCCUAAUAAGUAGUUGUCCAAUCUUCCCUUGAAGAUUGCUACUAAGGACAACCUGAUUCCCCAUCCUUGAGACUUUGAUGCUCUUUUCCUCAACUAUUCUUAGAGCAUAUUCUUUGCUUGAUGUAUCUUUUAUCAUUUUUAAACCUUUUAUUCUACUUAUCUAUAUAUAUGUAAUAUAUAAUGCCCUAUUUGUUAGAAUGUAGGCUCCCUGGGGGCAGUUCCUUUGUUUUUGUUUUGAGUUUGGGAUGUAGGGACAGGAAUUAGAUAAAGAGGAGGUAGGAGGGGCAUUUCAGGUGGAGGUCCAAGUGAUGAUGAGAAAAGUUGUGGCCAGGAGCAGAAAUGUAUAUUUUAGAUUUUUAGGACUAAGGAUUUACAGAUAUAGGAAUGCUAGUAGUAAAAGAUAGGGUUAGAGAGCUAAUUUCCUGUCUUACCCCCUUCUUCCUUUUUCUUUCUUGUCACUUUUUGCCAUUCAGCUUGUCCCUGUUUAUGGGUUAUCACUGGGGGAUGAGUAUAAUUGAAAUCUUCACAUCUAUUGUUGGUCAAUGGUUUUAAAUUUCUCUAUUCAACUAAACAGUUUGUUGGAGCUGAUCUCAGGGAAUAAAAAUCAUCCUUUUCCCUAUUCCUCCUAAACUUUUUAGGAGGGCUGCUGAGUAGAGACAUGACAGAAAGUAGAAAGUCACAGGAAAUAUCAAGAGAAGAAGAGAAUCCUGUAUUCUCCAUAAUAUUCUACACACUGGUGCAUCUGUCCUAAGACCAUAAGAGUUGGCUGUAUCUGCGGGCAUUAUCCUCUCAGUUCCAUUGCUUUCCAAACGCUUUCCUGAUGUGUUUCCUUCAGACCUCACAAGAAGAGCAAUUUUGCUGAGCAGGUUUACAACUGUCAACCUCAGGUUUUCAAUUCUUUUUGGCUCCCCCAUUCCCAAGUGAUCUCUGUCUCUCUCUGUAACCUUAGGAAAGUAGGGAUGUGACAACGAUGCUACAGGUGAAAAUGUGAGAAAAACAGUUUAGCAUCUUGGGAGCCAAUAGUAACAUCCAGACUCAGCCACAGUGGUCCUCAUCUUCCCAAGGUCCACCUCCUUGUUUCAAUGACCACUUGUUACCACAAGGGGGUGGCCCUGCUGCAACCAAAGCCCCAUUUGAGUUCCAGCACUAGGAGGGAAUGGUUUAACUUGGUACAUUGCUUUUAUAUCCAUGGAAGAGGGUUGAAUCCUGCUGCUCAAAAUCGAUUUAAGCCUUACUGCAAAAAUACAUGUGACAGGGCCUUUGUCUUUCUGGUUUUGCUGGACAGGGUCCCAACCUUGGAAGAACCCUCUAGUGUGUGUCUUCAAGCCCUGUUCCUAGAACUCAUUGGUACAGAACCAGAACUUCCCGAGGACCAUUUCUUUCCAUAGGUAGAGAAUCACAGAAUACUAGAAAUAGAAGACACCUUAGAGAUCAUCCAGAUCAUUCUGGGAGGGGGGGAAACUUAAAUGGAUGCCUUCUAUUUUCUACACCACAGUUAUUUCCCAAUACCUCUUCUCUCCUCCUCCCUCACUGAAUUUUGUAUGACAAAGAAAAAAAGCAAAACUGAGUAAUAGGUGGAUAUGCAAUACUCUAUUCCUAUCUUUCUGAGCAGAGGAGGGAAGCUUGUACAUUCUGUUUUCUAAGCCCAAAAUUUGUUAUUUCCAUUAAUUUGAGUUAAACUGCCUUUUAGUAUUGUUUUUGAUUACAUUAUUGUAGUCAUUGUGUUGUA
This is a messenger RNA of Sarcophilus harrisii (Tasmanian devil), 4909 nucleotides long. RefSeq names its product solute carrier family 6 member 13 (gene SLC6A13). The transcript has 15 exons. Gene Ontology annotation, cellular component: plasma membrane. The record is from RefSeq and is a predicted model, not a curated record. NCBI's taxonomy places the organism in Eukaryota, Metazoa, Chordata, Mammalia, Dasyuromorphia, Dasyuridae. Gene Ontology annotation, biological process: sodium ion transmembrane transport; neurotransmitter transport. Gene Ontology annotation, molecular function: gamma-aminobutyric acid:sodium:chloride symporter activity. The coding region runs from base 70 to 1890 and encodes 606 amino acids.